Messenger RNA from Enterobius vermicularis (human pinworm), 4479 nucleotides. The record is from the annotation of a GenBank genome assembly. Lineage: Eukaryota; Metazoa; Nematoda; Chromadorea; Rhabditida; Oxyuridae.
AUGAGUGUUGUUGGAACAUUACCAUAUUUACCUCCUGAAGUAGUUCGACAUCAGAAAUGUUCGAAAGCAAUGGACAUUUGGAGUUUUGGACUGGUAAUAUGGGAGAUGCUAACUGGCCUAACACCUUAUGAGGGUGACGGUAGGGGAUACGUGCUUUGGCAGAUCGGUUGUUUUCGAAAGCAGACGAUUCCUGCCAGUUGUCCUGAUGAGCUAAAAUCUAUUAUAGAAAGAUGUUGGGAAGACGAACCUGAGAAGAGACCGUCGUUUGUGCAGUUACUUCCAGAAUUUGAAGAGCUCUGUAAAGUCCAUCACUGUAAUGGGCAUCAGAAAAGGCAGACAAGUACGCUGGUGGAUCGUAAAACUAUAGUACCGUCGUAUAACAGAAAUACUUCGAACUUACCAGAGCGCGAACAGAAACAACCUUCAUCAGAAGAAGUUGAGUUACAAAUGAGGAAAAUUGCAUUUUUGUACCAAAGUGAACCCAAAGUGAAACCUCAUCCACCAAAAGGGAAGAAAAAACCGAAGGCCUGUGAUAUAUCGGAACCAUUAGAUUUCGUUCAGAAGGUGUCACUGACGCCGAAGAAUCCUGUUACUCUUUAUGUAGUAAUGUGCAGGUUUAUUGGUAUUUGGUUUGCUCAUGUAGAGGAGUCUUCAGAAAGAAGAAAAUUAGUUUUAGAAAAAGUCAUGAGUGGAAGUUCUAGUUGGGAGUUUGUGAUGUGCUUGUGUUUUAUUGCAGCGAAAAGUAGAAAUGAUUUAAAUACUGCUGUCACACCUGAUCGGCCGGAUGCUUUUGAUUUCGAAAUAGUGAAAGCAGAGCAGAAUAGUAAUGAGUACUCCAGUUCUGGUUUUGCUACAGUACCGAGAACUCCAAAAAAGUACACGGCUGCUCCAAACUUUGUUACUUGUUCACCGUAUGUUGUGGUGCAGCAUAUGCCGUCGAACAGCACUCCGAACCUUUCACAAUUGAACCCUGCACCCAGUUCUAGUCAAAGAAGUUUGAAUGUCGAGGAAUCUAGCCCAAAACUACAUAGAGCGAAUGGAAGACGGCGGAAAAAAGAUUCAGGUCGUAACAGCACGGAUUAUAAGGGCCAGUCUGACAAAUUUAACGUAGAAACACCGAUUGAAUCUGUGGUAGAAGAUGAACGCUUUGAUCAGGGAAAUCUGUUUGAAAAUCAGCAAAGUCUGUUUCCGGCAAAAAGAAUUACACAACCAAGGUCGUCAUCUGUGAGCAGUACAAACGGUGCCAAAUCAAAUGGGAAAAAACACUUUUUUGGGAUAUCUUUGUUUGCUAGAAAGGACAGGUCGCCAGUUCAGCGUCCUAAAAACCACAAAAAAGGGCUGAACAUAAUGAUACAUCCACGUAGUUCUCUAGGAGGCAUCUUGGUCUCGGAUUCCACUUCUACCUUUUCAGCAUUAACUACUUUCAGGAAAAAAUCAAAGGGUAUGUCGUCUGACGACGAUGAUAUCGUUCGUACUGAGAACUCUGUAACUUUUGUGAAAUCUGAUAAAUCUCCUACCGCUCAUGGUGUUAUUGGUUCUGCGGCGGCACAAACUGUUGUGAACCCAAAACUGGAACACUCCAUUGAAAGUUAUAGUUUAAAUAUCCUAGAUGAGGUAGUUGUUCCUACCGGAAAAGAUAUGAUGGAAAACACUUCUUAUGUCCCUCCAGAUGCAGUAAAUACAAAACCAGUUUCUUACACUACAGUGUGUCCAACAGUGUCUGGUUCCAGGAGCUCAUCAUCGAGUAGUGUUUCGUGGGAUGACACGGUACCGUGUCCAUCUUACGUUAUGCCAAAUCUUUCAUACAGCCGCUUACCAAAAGAAAAGCCAGACUGUCAAGACUCUUUUGUGUGUCUAGAUACAGAUGUAACUGGAGGCGUAGAGAAUGACGAUGAGAUCUGUGGCAACAAUUCGUGUAGUUCACAUGGUAGCGAGCCUGGAUUCUCCUACGAAAAUCUUGGUGGAAUGUUCAAUACGUCAUAUACAAGGUUAUCAUCUGAUGGCUGCGAUUUAUAUGUUUCCGCCAGCAAUAUUCAACAUACUCAGUUGAACAGCUCUGCAAUUCACGAUAGCUCGUGUAUUUUAUUUGGUUCACAAAAAAUAGACGAAAACUCUCCUUCAUUCAGGAAGGAACUAUCAACUAACCAAUAUUUGAACUUCAAUUUGCAACCGCUUACGCGCACCGGCUCUUCAUAUACAAUUUCGCAGAGACCGAUAACUUUAGACUUACAUCAGCCAUCGACACCAGCUGAAAGUGGGAUCGCCACAGCUGGUAGUUCGUGCCAGAGUCUUUCCAGUUCAGAAAACAUAGUUCCUCUCCUCGCUGAAUUAGCCCUGAAACGAGCACCAAAAAUCCCGCCUCGACCGAAACGAAAGUCAGAAGAUGAUAAUGUUAGUCGACAAAGGCUCAGUCCAGUUUCGCAGUCACCGUCGGACAGAAAACUGAUCUCUACAGCAAUUGCUUAUGAGCUGCUUGUGGCUAGAUCAGGUUCUGCUACUGAUGAAGCCUAUUGCAGUAGCGUGGCGGGUGCAACUUUGAAAGUUUAUUUGAGUGUAGUAUUGGUACGUUUUCGGAGAGGUCUGCUUGGUGAUGCCAGUAUAGUUGGGGUGGUGUCACGAAAGGCAUUUGUAAAAGAGGUUGGAGACAUCACUAUGCUCUGCGCGUGCGAUUCUGAAUUAUUGAAGCUGGUUGAUGCAAACGGCACUGAAGUGGAAUUUUAUUCUGCUGGGUCUCUAGCUUUGGAAGUGUCGGUAGUGUUUUUUGAUAGUUUCAAAGAUACUGUUUAUUACUGUUUAAACAAUGUUCGAUUAAUUUUCGAGCUUAUUACCGGCCUCCCUGCUGUAUGGGGCCCUGAGAAUGGUCAAUGUGACGGUGUUAUGUCCAAAUUCUCAUCGUUGUACGAUAAAAAUAAAUCCAACGUCGCAGCUUCAAUUCUUGAGGAAGCCUGUUAUAGAGAAGGAUAUGGAGUGGAUUUUUAUCGCCUUGUUCACUGUGGCAUACCUUUAGAUUUAUCUUUGCCUUUUCGACUUACUGGACUCCCUAAUAAUGUGACUCUUGAAAUGGAACGUUUUAGCCAUUCUAGUCACAUUUCUGAAGUUGAUGUUGCUUUUCAGCUGCCUAGCGGGGAGCGAAAGUGCUUAAAGUUUUCCUUGAGCAACACUUUGAUGGAGGUUGUGAGAAGAUUUGCCGAAGAAUUCAAUAUAGAUCUUUUAAAAGGAGGCGAGGAAGGUUAUAUUCCUUCCUGUUCUUAUAUAAAUAAGACGUAUCGCGGAGCAGAUUUAUUGGAAGGAACAACUCUGAAGUCUAUGGGUAUGGCUGGCGGAUCUCGUAUCUGUUUAAGAUUUAACAUGAUCCAAAUGGUGCCGGAGGAGAUUUCUUUGCUGCAUAAACGUUCUGAGGAGGAAGCAAAUAGAAAAAGAAAAUUAAUGGCUUUUUUUGAUCAGAAAAAAGCAGAGAAUGAGAAACGUGAGCAGUUGUUUAAGGCUAGAAGUGAGGCGUACGGGCACAAUUUGGAAAACAAAUUUGUUGGUAUUGGGGGCAUAACAAAGGCAAGUGCACUGCAAAUUCAUCUGCUGUCUAGAAAUGAAUUAAGCUGGCUUAAUUUUCCAGAGGAAGAGAAAGUUGGUUCUGUUACUCAGUUGGACAAAAAAGCUUCUAGUUUCUUGCAAAAGGAUUCACCUAAAGAUAAAGAGGAGUUAAAUGUUUUUGAACCAAAGCUUUCACGCGAUUUGAAUUCUGAAGGAGGGCUUUUAGUAGACGACAGAUCAUUAAACAUGACUGUUGAAGAAUGCGAUCGUCACCCAUUCUUGUUUUCUUUGAUGGAUUGUAAUGUUCUAGAAGAUUCUGAGCUUUUUGAAGAAGAAGACGGCUUUUAUGAGCUGACUGCUGCUGACGCUCGAAAACUUCAGAAGGAGCUUCAUGAACAAGCUACAAUGGAACGUUGUCUUAUCCCAAGGAGUUUUAUUGAGAAGGAAAAUAAGCAACGGAAAUUGACUGCUUUUCAAAAUGCCGUGAUUCGCUUUGUAUUUGGUAGCGGGAGUGUUGUUCAGACUUGCUUUUAUUCUUGUGAACCAGCUUCUCGGUUAUAUGAUUGCGUGGCUAGUUGGUUUUCUGAGAAGUUACAGUUUACUCUAAGUUUUGGACUAAAGCAGUGGAUAAAAAACGACACUACAAAAAAUUUGGUGGACAUCGACGCGGCACCUUCUUCAAGAAUUUAUGUCAAUUUUAUUAAAUCAAAAGUAGAUUAUGAACGUUUGCUUUUGAUACCAGGCUUGAAGUGUGGAACGAGAAAAGAAGCUGAUGCGGUGUGUAAGAAAUGGUUGUCUGCUAAUUCAGCAUUUGUUUCAUUCAAGCCCAAACUCGAAUUUGAGGAGGAGAACCAAGAAUCUGUAUUCAGCAGUGAAAGCGCGUCUCGUGAUGACGUGAAGUCAUUUAAAAAAUCUUCCACACCGACUCCCAAGUGGUUCAAAAAACUGUGA